Molecule: messenger RNA, 1897 nt
Organism: Acipenser ruthenus (sterlet)
Lineage: Eukaryota; Metazoa; Chordata; Actinopteri; Acipenseriformes; Acipenseridae
Product: cell division cycle protein 20 homolog
Exons: 11
Coding region: 235-1737 (500 amino acids)
Biological process (GO): positive regulation of anaphase-promoting complex-dependent catabolic process; anaphase-promoting complex-dependent catabolic process; positive regulation of ubiquitin protein ligase activity
Cellular component (GO): anaphase-promoting complex
Molecular function (GO): ubiquitin ligase activator activity; protein binding; anaphase-promoting complex binding
Source: RefSeq, a predicted model, not a curated record
CCGUUGCAGUCACCGAUUGAAACAAUCAGAUGAAAAAAAACAAAAACAAAUUAAAAAAAAAAAAAUAGUGGUAGGAGCACGCGUAGUUGUGCAACAAAGGACUGAAUUAUUUUAAAAUAUUUUUGUCAUUGUAAAAGUGUCGCUUUUUUUAAAUUAUAUUCGUGUAAGACAUAGUGUUUUGGAGCAUACAUUGGCGUCUUGUUUUGUGGAAGUGCUGACAACCUCGAGCUAAACAUGUCCCAGUUUAUGUUUGAGAAUGACCUGGGAAAAGUUCUUAAACUGGACAUGCCCAUAACAAAUGCACCAAUGCCAAGGUGGCAGCGCAAGGUCAGUUCUUCGUCAGGAUCCGGAUCAACCUCUGCUAACACCAGCCUUACCCCAAUGAAGGCUGGUAACAAAUCACUAAGCACAUCCAAGACACCUGGAAAAACGCCAGGCAAAAACACCAAGGCGCAGAACACCCCAUCAAAAGCAGGUGGUGACCGAUAUAUUCCAAUCAGAAACAAGCAGCAGUUGGAGGUGGCUAGCUUCCUCAUAAGUAAAGAGAAUGCGCCAUGUCACACCACACCCACAGAAAAGGACCACCAGAAAGCAUGGUCUAUGAACCUCAAUGGCUAUGAUAUCAAUGAGGCAAAGAUUGUGCACUUGGUUGGCAAGCCCCUGAAUGCACCUGAAGGCUACCAGAAUAAUCUGAAAGUUCUCUACAGUCAGAAGACCACUCCUGUCUCAACCAAAAAGACCACUCGAUACAUGUCCUCUGUACCGGACAAAAUCCUGGAUGCUCCUGAAAUAAGAAAUGACUUCUAUCUGAACCUUAUUGACUGGAGCAGUCAGAAUCACGUGGCUGUAGCUCUACACAACAACGUGUACCUGUGGAAUGCUGCUACAGGUGACAUUGUCUUGCUGAUGCAGGUGGAAAGUGAAGAACACAUCUCCUCUGUCUCUUGGAUCAAAGAAGGGAACUUUCUGGCAGUGGGUGCAAGUGAUGCUAAAGUACAGCUCUGGGAUGUUGAAUCGCAGAAACGGCUGCGUAAUAUGGCAAGUCACACAUCACGAGUUGCUUCCCUAAGCUGGAAUAACCAUGUCCUAUCGAGUGGUGCAAGAUCUGGGCACAUUCAUCACCAUGAUGUCAGGGUGGCUGAACACCAUAUAGCUACUCUUUCUGGGCACUCUCAGGAGGUGUGUGGUCUCAAGUGGUCCCCUGAUGGAAAGUACUUGGCCAGCGGUGCCAAUGACAACCUGGUCUAUGUGUGGCCAAAUGUCCAAGAAAGCAGAGAUUCCACUCCAGUACACUGCUUUACGCAGCACCAGGGGGCAGUCAAGGCCUUGGCCUGGUGCCCAUGGCAGACUAACAUACUUGCUAGUGGAGGUGGAACCAGCGAUAGACACAUUCGUAUCUGGAACGUGUCAUCUGGCUCUUGUUUAAGUUCGCUAGAUACAGAAUCGCAGGUCUGUUCAUUGGUCUUUGCACCAAACUACAAGGAACUUGUGUCUGGACAUGGUUAUGCACAGAACCAGCUAGUUCUCUGGAAAUACCCCUCAAUGGUUAAAGUUGCAGAACUAAGAGGACACCAGGGCAGAGUUCUCAAUCUGGCACUGAGUCCCGAUGGCUCAACAGUCGUAUCCGCAGCGGCUGAUGAAACUCUACGUUUCUGGAAAUGUUGUGCAGUGGAUCCUGCCAAGAAGGAAAGGACAGCCACUAAAUCCACCAGCAUCAUUCACCAGGGCAUCCGAUGAUGUCUCUUCCUGUUUUUUGCAUUUUUCACUUUACAGCAAUCGUAAGAACUAUUGCCUGUUUGUACAGUUGCAUAUACUGAUUGUGUGUGUUUUUUUUUUUUUUAAUCAAUGUAAAAUGUAUUCUGCUUUUUUAAAAUAAAGUUUUAAUUGUUUGGUUUUA